AUGAAAGACGACAUCAAGAAUGCGCUGGAGGCAGAGAGGGAGAAGGAGCAGGGGAAUUUAUUUUUUUCUCAGGGGGACUAUGAGCUGUCGAUAUUCCACUACACCAGAAGCAUAAAAUACAUGCCAAAGUGCUCCAUCCUUUACACGAACCGAUCCUUGGCUUAUUUCAAGAUCGGGUCCUUCCAGGAGAGCCUCGAAGAUGCCCUCAGGGCCAAGGAGCUGGACAAAGACAACCUGAAAAGCUACUAUCGAAUUUGCGAAGCGUACAGUGCGCUAAAGGAUGAUGAAAAUUACAAAAAGUAUAAGCAACUGUACAGGGAAAAGCAGAAUAGCCAGAGGGGACGAACGAAGAAGGAGGGAGAAGCGACUGAGUAUCGGGAAGAACGAGUAAAUAAUGACUCCCCCAAGAGUGUGAGUCCACUCGCAAAGGAAACCUCCCCAGGAAUUGCAAAACAGAGGGGCAUGAAAAAGAGCGACGAGCUAAUGCACCUUGGCGAAACAGAUCACACGAGCAGAUUUGUCUUUAUGAAUCAACCCGAGAUAAAAGACCGAGUAUCUAAUUUUUCUUUUGAAAAAAAAGAGUACAGAAAUAAUUUCCUCAUAGAAGAAGUGUAUGACUUUGACGUGAACAGGUCAGGGAAGGAUCUCACGAAUGGAGAUGGCGCACCUAAAAGGAAAACAGGCAACACAUCGAAGGGUGAUUCACAUGCCGAUGGGGAUUCCAAGAGGAAGGCGCUAGUGAACCGAGCCGAUAUGAUUAACGAUAUAGAAAUCUUUGUAAACCUGUUUGCAGACAUAUCCAUGCACCCCACCCCUAUCAUUUCUGUUCCCAUUGAAAAAGAAACAAGAAAAGGGAAAAUGGGCCAUUACCAUAAUAUCGACUUUAAAACAUUAAAAGGGAAAGCAGAUGAACUUUUCGCGGAGAAGAAAUUCGACCUUUCCAUGGAACUGUACAACCAAAUUAUUGAUGAAAAUGACAGUGAACGAGGAAUAUACUACUGUACAGUGCUCAGCAACAGAAGCGCCUGCCACAUAGAAAUGAAGAAGAUUCGAAGCGCCCUCUGUGAUGUAAGCAAAGCGCUAAGUAUACUUUUCUCAUUUUUUCAAACACAUAAAGAAGAUAUAAAGCGUGUCAACGAUCCAGAAGCCUCCUCACUCGAUACACCCGAACAGACAGAAGCAUUCCUUCCAACAGACAUGGAGGUUUAUAAAGACCCCAAGGGAAUCUACUUCCAGGCACACAAACUGGUACUGAGGCUACUAUUCAGAUAUGUGAAAUUUUCACACCUGUAUAGAAAAAAUGGAUUCAAGGUUCCAUCCCUCCAACAGGUGGAUUCCCUCAGGAGCAUGAAGGGAAUAAACUACGUAAACUCUGGAGAGCUCGAUCGGAUGAGGAACCUAAUCUACGCGCAGCUAUAA
This is a messenger RNA of Plasmodium knowlesi strain H, 1419 nucleotides long. RefSeq names its product tetratricopeptide repeat protein, putative. NCBI's taxonomy places the organism in Eukaryota, Apicomplexa, Aconoidasida, Haemosporida, Plasmodiidae. The record is from RefSeq and is a predicted model, not a curated record. The coding region runs from base 1 to 1419 and encodes 472 amino acids. Gene Ontology annotation, molecular function: Hsp90 protein binding. The transcript is spliced from 5 exons.